AAGUACAGUACAUUUUUUCUCCCACUGUCUCGGAGCUACAGUGGACACGGUUGUCGGUAGGCUAAUAUUACAGCAACAAAGCCAACGGGAUGCAGGGUAGGCAAAUCGACUGACAAUCGCAGGAGUGAGGAUACCAGGGAGAGGGGGUUAACGGUAUUUCUCAGGUAUAGGCUGUAGAGCCUACAUGUUUUAGAACAGACAAAAAUAGAAGACAAAAGGACAAACGGGUCAUAUUUUGCUGGCUCGAAAAGUCGACUCGCUUUCAGUCUGCAACAAUGGAAUUAAGUUUUAUAUUGCCUGCUAUUCUUUUCACGCUGUUCGCUAUUAUUCUGGUGACAACAUUGUUCAGUACUAACGAUACUUCGACUGUCUCGUCCUCUGGCACUGCUGCAUCCAAAGCGUAUCACUCAGGGGAGGGAUCUUUGGCGCAGUCCGGGAGAGAGGUGGUGAAAACGGGAUUAGCUAAAUCAGGACCGUCGGUAAAUCUUACGGAGAAACAGSGGACAGCAGCAGGGCUAACCUUAACGGACAAAUCGGAGGAGGACAGUGAAUGUCGAUCUGUCGGAAAAAUAAUGGAUCCGGUGGCAGCGGACAGAAGGACAGUUGAGGAGGAGGGGCUGCCCGCUGCAGAAGUUAGGACCCAUGCUGCUCACGAGAAAAAGGUGAAAUCUGGCAUUAUGUCUGGCCAACGGUACUCGACCUCAAACACUGCCUCAGCGCCAGUGGAUAUUCCAGGUAGAGACUUUGGUCACCUACAAUUCCCUGAGGGGGGGUCGUUACUGUGCCCUUUCUCCUACCGACAGACAGGGGGUGCCACAGAGAMCCCAGAGUACAGCAACGAUAUGGAGGAAGUGGAAGUGCCAAUGAAAUACGUCCCCGGCAUGCUGCGGACCAGCCAGAUGGAGAAGAUGAUGACCAAAGAGGAGCUGGAGGAGGAACAGAGGGUGCAACGGGAGCAGCUGGCAGCCAUCUUCCAGCUGCUGAAGGAGAACCAGGAGACGUUUGGGGAGGUGUCAGAGGGAGACGUGGAGGAGCAGCUCAGACUCUACUCCAUCUGAUCCCCUACUCACACCCUACUACAACUGACUACAACAUCUGAACCCCUACUCUACUCACACCCUACUACAACUGACUACAACAUCUGAACCCCUA
Molecule: messenger RNA, 1152 nt
Organism: Salvelinus sp. IW2-2015
Lineage: Eukaryota; Metazoa; Chordata; Actinopteri; Salmoniformes; Salmonidae
Source: RefSeq, a predicted model, not a curated record